AAAAAUGAAUUUGCUGUUUAUUGUAAUAUUAAAAAUGCAUUCUGCGCUCCAUACUUGUGCCUAAGUCCGAUUCCCAAACGUCACCGGCGACAGUACAAAGCUACGUACUUGAAAGCUUCGCCGUACUGAUGACCGGGUACACCGACUAUACAAACGCCCUAGAGAAAAUCAUGGCGGACGUGGCUACGAUACUGCAGGAGAGGCUUGACAAAGCCAAAGAAAAUCUACAAAGCGUCGAUGAGAACAUUCGUAAACUGACAGGAAGGGAGCCGGGGGAAAGGAGAUUGCCAGAGACUGGCUUGACUGGUGAUCGUGGCAGAGACAGGGAUCAACACAGACUGUCACUGGGGAUCCCAGGACCAAGGGGCAGGGGUAGAGGCAGAGGAGGUGGAGUGCAAAGGGCAGAUGCUUUUCAGCGUUUGGGCUUACCUAUCAUUAGGAGACAAAGCACUGGCAGUGCAUUCAGCAGGCUGGGAGGCCGUGUGGAUGGACCGCAGCCCAAGCGCCCACGGAGGAAGACUAAUGAUGAUGAUGAUGAUCUGCCUAAGCACACCAUCCAAUCCUCUGUUGUAGCUACCCCUAAGGUGGUCAAAACACGCCAAGAAUCCAUUCAGGAACAGAGCAAGGAUGUCCAAGGACAGAAAAGGAAUCGGCGAAUGUUUGGUCACCUGUUGGGUACUCUGCAGAAAUUCAAACAGGAGUCCACUGACAUGGAAAGCAAGGAGAGGAAGCGAUCCGAAAUUGAGAAGAAACUGGAGGAGCAAGCAGUUGAAGAGAAGAAAGAAGUGGCAGCCCAGAGAUCUCAGCUGUUCACAGAGCGUCGGAACCAGCAAGCUGAGCUACAGAGAUUGGAGAGAUUGGUUGAUAUUGCAAAAGAGCAAGAAUCUUGGGACGCUCAUACUAAGAAGCUGAGUAACUUUAUACGCACCAAGGCCAAGCCCCCAAUAUUCUACAAGCCAGCCAAGCCCUCGCUAGUGACUGAAAAAAACUUAAUGGACUCCAAGGAACUGCUGAAUGAUAUGAUGAAGAAGCGACGAGCUGAGAUUGAAGCAGAGAUCCAAGAGAUGCAUUCAGAGCACGCUAGCAAGGAGACAGAGCUUGAUGGGCAGGAGAUGACCAAGGUCACCGAGGUAAAGGGUAAGACCAAAGAUAAAAAGAAGAAGCACAGUAAGGGUAAGCAUGAGGAACGCAGAAAUGGGAAACAUAGCGAACCAACAGAUGGAGCGCCCGCAACGGAACCAGGGGAUAGCGAUGACGACGACAAGAGAAAUGCUAAGGAUGUGGCUGCCGACUGGGUUCAAGAGAGGGUGGUUGGAGAAGGGGAGCCAGGUAAGGAUGGGGUUGGGAAACAGGGGUCAGAAUCAUCUUCUUCCGGGGAGGAGGAGGAAGGGGAAUUGCAGGAUAGGAACAGUCAGGAUGAGGCAGCAGGCAUGGCGGAGAAAGCAGCCACCCAUGCUGCUGCUGAUGAUACUGAUGAUGGGGAUCAAGAAGAAGGGAAGGAAAACAUUGAAGCCAACAAGCAGGACUUCCGGAGUGCUUUGUAUCCUGAGGAGGAUCAGAGGCAGGAGUUAUCCUGGGAGGAUGAACCCAUGGAGCAGUGAUGCCAAAAUCAUCACCUUCAAAAACUGUUUUUAUUUCAUAAUGAACUGCACUCUUGUAUGACGACUCAUUAGAUGUCUGUUACACUCCUGGAGUAUACUUCUCUAUCAUAAUAGUGCUACUGCUGACCAUUCAGACUGCACUGUUGGCCCAAUUGAUUUUUACUGUGCAAAGGUAUCAUCUGCAGCAUCUAGAAAAGCGCACACUGCCUAAAGGUUAUUGUGAAGAUAGUGAUGAUAUUUCAUUUUUUAAACCUAGCUAUUUCGUGUGAAGCUAGCGAAAAACAAACUUGUUACUGCAGUAUUUUUUUUUUCAACAUAUUUUUCUUCCAAUUCAUUUGAGUGAUAUUACAGCAGACUGGUUUAUUAUGUGGAUGUAACAGACUUGUAAUCAAGUCCCAUGACAGGUUACAUCAUGACCGUAUCGCAUCAUUUUGUGUUAUAUGAUGUGCUGUAUUAAUAAACAAUCAGCUGGGAUGAUUAAAGAGGAAAGGGUCAAUAAGUUACAAGGUCCUGUCUUUUUGUGUUCACAAAAAAGAAAAAAGAAAAAAAAUUGUUUUCCAAACUUUGCUCGUGAUCAAUUUUUAAUUCACUUUUGAAAGGAGUGUUUAUGUCGGAAUAGAAGCGUUUAGUAUUUGUAACCAAUAUUGGCAAUAACUACAACCAAAUAAACUCUAGAAAAUGUUAACCAUUCAAAUAAAUAAAAAAUGGCACGUUUAAAUGAACAUCAACAUUUCACAAUUUGCAUGCUAAAAAAGUUAAAUCGAAAAUAACGGUCUUCAAAUCUGAAACGUUUUCUCCAGUUUUCUUUUAGUACAUGUAUCGCAUGUUUGCCUUCUAAAGUCCACAAGCAAUGUCCCAUUAUUUACCUUUUAGAACUUGUUGGUCAAAAACAAGACUACACUUGCAUAGUGAGUUGGACCUUUUCUCGAUUUUGGACAUAAUUUAUACUCACUGACUCAGUCAGUCACUCAAUGACUCAGUCUCCCAAUGACUCAGUUAGUCACUCAGAGACUCAGGCAGUCACUCAGUGCCUCAGUCACUCAAUAACUCAGCUAGUCACUCGAUGACUCAGCUAGUCACUCGAUGACUCAGUCUCCCAAUGACUCAGUUAGUCACUCAGAGACUCAGUCAGUCACUCAGUGCCUCAGUCACUCAAUAACUCAGCUAGUCACUCAAUAACUCAGCUAGUCACUCGAUGACUCAGCUAGUCACUCGAUGACUCAGCUAGUCACUCAAUGACUCAGCUAGUCACUCGAUGACUCAGCUAGUCACCCGAUGACUCAGCUAGUCACUCAAUGACUCAGCUAGUCACCCGAUGACUCAGCUAGUCACUCAAUGACUCAGCUAGUCACUCGAUGACUCAGCUAGUCACUCGAUGACUCAGCUAGUCACUCAAUGACUCAGCUAGUCACCCGAUGACUCAGCUAGUCACCCGAUGACUCAGCUAGUCAAUCAAUGACUCAGCUAGUCACCCGAUGACUCAGCUAGUCACUCAAUGACUCAGCUUGUCACUCAAUGACUCAACUUGUCACUCAAUGACUCAGCUUGUCACUCAAUGACUCAGCUUGUCACUCAAUGACUCAGUGCCUCAGUCAGUCACUCAGUUACUCAGUGACUAAGUCAGUGACUAAGUCAGAAGACAGUAGGCUGGCCCAUGUAUCCAGCAAGGGGCAACAUUCUGUAAUACAUGUAUAUCGCAAGUGUAAUUUUCAAGGUUGAAACAUUUUGAAAUUGAUGAAAUCAACUAAAUUUGCCAGUGACGCAUUAACAAACUGGACUUAAGAUAGCAGCAUGUAUACUGACAUUGGAUUCUAUCACGUUGAUAAGAAAUAUUUAGAUAACUUUUUGGAAUCAAAAAUAUUGCAGCGAUGUAGCUUUCAAUGUCAUCGCGACAUUCAGCGUAGUGAAUUAAACCACUCCGGUCAUGUGACCACCUUUUGGGCAAUCACAACUUAAGAUGGACUUAAGUUGUUAGAAAAAAAAAAUGGUUGUGUCAAAGCAAUUUUUUAUUGGCUUUUCUGCAAAGUUGUGGAAAAGCCUUUGUUUUUGUUCUGAUUUUUUUCUUUCCCCUUUUUGUUCUAUCCCAAAUCCCAUAGACUUUGGGCAUUCAUCGUUGUCAUAUAUGACCUGAUUCACAAAAAAGGGUAUUAUGUCGCAGACUAAUGAAAUUUAGUUAUAUAGAUGGUUGGAAAGUAUUUGGUAUAUAAUAGAGCUCCAUAUCCCCUUCUGUUCUGGAGAGACGACGUAUUUGCAUAUUAAUUACUUCCUUGGAGUUUGAAUUACACAACUAAGAAAACAGGCUUUGAAAGAGCUGGCUCAGUUGUAGAUUUGGGCACGAUGCACUAAAAAUUGUAGUUUUUUCCCCCACUUUAUUCAUGAAAAUCAACAUUUCUGUGAAUGAAUCCUGAAACUUUAGGUAAUAAAGACAUUAUUCAUGACAAAACAAAAAGAAAAUUACAUUUUGAUGAAAUUGUCACCCUCUCAAUGAUAAUGCACAGCGCGACUGAAUACUUUUUUUUUUGUGGAGCUGGUCACAUAUAUCAUUCAAAGUUAGCAUAGGCAUAGUCCCUAUAGCAAAGUUGUGUCCUGUGGAGUGAUGUCAUGAUGAGGUCAUUAUGUGUCAUGUGACGUCAUCUUAAAGGUAAAUCUUUCUGUGGCCUAUGUUUGUAGAACUACAAGCUCGAUAAGGUUGAAACUUUGCAUGUACACAUACCGGGAUGUGUUAUAGAUGAAAAUUUAGGUGAUUGAUCACGUGUUUUUAUGUAGAUUUUUGAAAUUUUGAGAUUAUUGCCAUAUCUCACGAACACAACAGCUAAAUUCAAAAUUCUUUUGGUAAUAGGUUUGUUAAGUCGUAGGUAUUUGCAAAAAAAUGUGAAAAUUGUGUGACGUUAUCAUGAGUCAUCACAUAUGCGAAAUAUAAGGGUAGGUCAUAUCAUCAUAAAACUUGGUGGGAAGGUAGAUAAUGAUUACAAGUAGGCAAAACCCGAAAUGACGUCAAGAUGACGUCAUCUAUUGAUUUUUAAUACAAUGUUUAAACUUAUAUUUUGGGCUACUGGCAAGAUUUUACAUUAAAUCAACAAAAUUAUAAUUUACAUGAGUGCACAUCACCAAAAAAACGCAUUAACUAAAAACAAAUCACAAUGUGGCAGAAGUUUUGAUCAUUGCCUGUAAAAAUGGAAUGUCAACUUUUGAUUGUUUUUUUAAAUGUCUGAACAGUAAUAGGUAUCAUGAAUCAAUCUUAAAUCAAUUUUUUUUUUAAAGAAAAAUGGGAAAACAUAAUAACAAAGAAUACAAAAAACAAACGUUCCAGCUGACUGGCCCACUCUGCUUAACACAGACAACACUGAAGUGAGAGGAUUCCUUUGAAGAUAAUGUAUGCCAAAGUAGAAGAUGCAAAUGCUUAGUGUGUGAAACAUAAGGCUUAUUAACAAAACAAAAAGUAAAACAAAGGAAAACUAUUUUGUUUUGGGUAUUGACAUGAAACACAGAAAGACGGAACUUGUAACAUGCUGAUAACUUUCUCUGAUGUUUCCAACAACGAGGUAAGUAUGAUGCUAUCUUUAAUUUUAGUCUCUUGUAAAGCAUAGUUGUAGCCCAGUUUUAAACUUGUGUGUACAUGUAGGUUCAUGUUUUAUCUACGAGGCUGUGUAGAUAUACUGUGAAACGAAGAACUGAACAUCUGCUUUUGUAAUUGUUUCAAAUUGAAAUCUGUUUAAACUUUCAUCCCCCCUUCCCGUCAUUUUAAAGCAAUACAUCAUUAAUCCUGUAUAGAACAUGUAAGCCCCUUCACUCCUUCACAGUUGAUUUUCAAAUCAAAAUAAAACCUUUGAAUAUUCACGGAUUGAAAACAGAGUAAAACCUUGAUCAGAGGGUUUGAGUGGGGAUUUGUAUCUCAUUGUAGGCCAACACCAUUGCAAAGAAUUAGGGAUUAGGCAUAAUUGUGUUUUUUUUGCCCCUGUUUUCAAACCACUUUCUUCCAGCUAAUUUCUUUCUUGCAACAUGAAGUUAUUCAACAUUGUCUGGUAUUUUUUUUUUAAACAGGGAUUUUAUUUCUUAGACUGUAAGUGACCAAGCAAACUACAUUAACGUUCAUGUAUUUGAUUUUACUACUGUCAUUUCUCAUUUCUGUAAUUUUGAUGGUGUCUGAAAAAGGUACUUACAUGUAUUUGGACCAAUAAUUGUGACUUCUCCCUACUGGCUGCCAACAGAAACAUACAAGCAGCUUUGAGUGAAGCCUUGGUUUCAAGUCUGUAACUGAAUGGGUCUUGUUUGUUCAGCCAUGUUAAUGAUACGCACAUAAUGUACUUGGGUUCACAUGCAUGUGAUUUAACUCCCAAUGAGUCAUAUCCCAUCAGAUGAAAUGUUGAAAAGAGUAAUUAAAAAAAUAUUUAACACAGUUCCAUAUUACCAGUGGCACGGAUGGACAAAACCUGACCACUCUUAACUUGAAUUCAAGUCUUCUGUGAGCAGCUUUAAGUCACUGUAUCAGUAUCAAGCAUUUCUUUUUUUCAUAUAGAAAGCAAAAUUAAAUAAACAAAAUUACUGAUUAUUUUACAAACAUGACACAGAACCAUUUAAAUGCAUACUUAUUUUCAGAUUUAGAGUUUGAAGUGGAUAAUCAGAAGAUGUUUUGAAAGGCCAUUGAAAGCAUUGGAGUAUUGCCACUUAUUUGCUUAUAAGUGUACUUUAAACUUCAUGAAAGUUUUAUAAAAGGUGCUCAGGUUGUCAAGAAAAAUAACCAGAAAAGAAGUUUCACAGACAUUCUCAACAUUUGUAAAAUGUUUGAUAGAGUGACCUUUAAAACUGUCGUAUAUUUGGAAGAAUUGACUUAACAUUUCAGCUCAGUGGAAGCUGAAACAAAAAAGCUCUGAAAAUACAUUGUUGUGAAUGAUAGUGACAAUACGCAUCGCAUUAUGCCACUUGACAGUGAUAUGUCACCACCUCACCAAGUUGAGUUCACACCUAUUCCAUUCAUUCUCUCACAACUUGCUUUUCAGGUGCUCAUUGUGACUAUUGAUUGGGAUCCAAAUUAGUCUUAUGAAAUGAAUGUUUUGUACCAGUCCUAUCUUGUACUCGAAACAUAGAUUUUUCCUGAAAACAAAAUUCCUGUUAUGAAGAGCAUUUUAUUGCAUUGGAUAACCAUUACAAAUAAGGUCUUUACAUGAACUGUUUGCCUAAAUACACAAUGGUCACAAAAUGGACUGGCUAUGCUUUUACGGGAGGCAGUUUUCCAUCCUAAAUCUAGGAAGGGCUUAAAGAAAAAGAUAGUCUGACAUAUAUGUGCUUUCAUGCUUGUAAAAUGUGUUACUCAUGUAUAGAAGAAUCCUGUCACCAGAAUAAGAAGGCAUCAUUUGGGUGGUACCAUGUUCUUGUGCAUAAGCCAAUUUCAUGUAGCUCGUUUGCACAGAAAUUUCCCAACAGGCAUAUUUAGCGAACAAAACAGGUUAGUAGCCCAAACUCUCAUGCGGUGUGCAUGGAUUGUGACCGGUAUGUCUACUCAACUGAUUUAUGCACAGUACAGAAAUCGACUCGUCAAUAUUUUCUGCUCAGCGCUUCUGUGAAAUUGGGGUCUAGUCAUACACGUUCUUAAAUUUGAGGUCCAAUUUGUAAACAUGUCAUUGGUACAACAUGUAAAAUCACAAGUGUGUUACCACCUGAGUAAUGGCUUCCAAGUAUCAGCACCAGAAUAGUCUAUGUGUACAUGGCCCAAGAAUUCAAAACAUCUUUCUCCUUGAAACUGAACAUCAAUUGCACCAUUACUUUGUAACUAGUGGGACUACAAUGUGAAAUGGUUUGCUGACUGUAUUCUUUAUUGUCCUAAAUAGAAAGCCAAACAACGACCUAAUAAAAUGAGAACAGAUAUCUAAGAAUAA
Molecule: messenger RNA, 7474 nt
Organism: Patiria miniata (bat star)
Lineage: Eukaryota; Metazoa; Echinodermata; Asteroidea; Valvatida; Asterinidae
Product: pinin-like
Exons: 9
Coding region: 129-1601 (490 amino acids)
Cellular component (GO): catalytic step 2 spliceosome
Source: RefSeq, a predicted model, not a curated record